Belonocnema kinseyi is the source of this 754-nucleotide messenger RNA. Its product is annotated as coiled-coil domain-containing protein 103. The coding region runs from base 46 to 732 and encodes 228 amino acids. Gene Ontology annotation, cellular component: outer dynein arm. The transcript is spliced from 3 exons. Lineage: Eukaryota; Metazoa; Arthropoda; Insecta; Hymenoptera; Cynipidae. Gene Ontology annotation, biological process: determination of left/right symmetry; inner dynein arm assembly; epithelial cilium movement involved in extracellular fluid movement. The record is from RefSeq and is a predicted model, not a curated record.
CCUUCGUGCAUUUUCCAACCUUUUCAAGCUUCCUGAAUAAUAAAAAUGAGUAUUUUAAAAGAACGAGUGGAUUACAAACAUUUGGAAGAAGAAUUGCAUCAAGCUCUGAGAGAAGAUGAACUAUAUCAACUGCAAAAUGACGCAAAAAUUAGAGCAGUUGAACAAAGAGUACCGACCUACAAUCACUUUCGAGAAAUGGUGAAUGGUGCACACUUGAAACCUUUGGAGAAGAAUGAUGUUAAAAAUAAAAUUCCGAUACCACUAAAUAGUUUCGCAAAUCGACCAGAAGAAUGGUCCUUGGAUUCAACAAUCGUCAAAAAUACUGAAUUAGAAAUACCACUUCCCAAAACUGAAGAAAACCUUCCAAAAUCUAUUCCAAAGGACAGAAAAGAAUUCAUGAGUAGGUGGAAAAUAAUAGUGGAUCCUAAUUCGAAAUUUGAAUACUUAGUCAAUACGAGAGAGGAUUUGGGAAGAAUAUUUCUUACUGAAGUGCCCCAGGAAUUUUUCGAGGAGGUGAUUGAUUUGUGCCUAAGUCAAUUAUCAAAUGAAAAAAUCAAAGAUAUGAUUGAUGUUUUCAGUAUAUUUAGUCGGUGCAAUCGAUUUCAAUUAACACUCAUUUUCUUAACAAACGAAAAGAAAAAAGUCUUGAAUCAAUUGCUUCAAGAAAUAAUUUCUGCAGGAAUAAAUGAAUGUAAAGAAUUAAAAGAGAAGUAUGAAAUUAUUUUUAAAUGAUUACUGAAUCUCUGAAUUUAAA